UUUCUCUUUUCCUUCCAGAAAGGGAACUCCAGGACGGGUCCUCGGCACCUGGGAGCUGCUGCCAAAACCCAUCGUGGUCCUGCAAGGGCAGCAGGGACCCUGCAGCCGGACCAAGCCGCUGGGGGAGCUCGGGGCUGGGGCCAGCAUGGGGGGAUUGUGGCUGGCCAGGCUCGUGCUGGGCUGCACAGCCGCGCUGGCGCUGACCCCCGCCCGGGGACAGCCCCAGGGGGACCUGCAGCCCGACAGGUUCGCAGCCUACGAGGAGAGACCCCCGAGCAGAGUGAGGAGAAGGGGCCAGGACUCGCUGCGGGGCCCAAAUGUCUGCGGUUCGAGGUUCCAUUCCUACUGCUGUCCCGGCUGGAAAACUCUGCCUGGAGGGAACCAGUGCAUCGUCCCGAUCUGCAGGAAUUCCUGCGGGGAUGGAUUCUGCUCCCGGCCCAACAUGUGCACCUGCUCCAAUGGACAGCUGUCCCCCAACUGCGGCUCCGCUGGAGUGCAGAGCUGCAGCGUGCGGUGCAUGAACGGGGGCAGCUGCUCCGAGGAGUCCUGCCUGUGCCAAAAAGGAUUCACUGGGACCUACUGCGGGCAGCCCGUGUGUGAGAACGGCUGCCAGAACGGGGGCAGGUGCAUCGGCCCCAACCGCUGCGCCUGCGUCUACGGCUUCACCGGCCCCCAGUGCGAGAGAGAUUAUCGCACCGGGCCCUGCUUCAGCCAGGUGAACAACCAGAUGUGCCAGGGGCAGCUGAGCGGCAUCGUGUGCACCAAGAGCCUGUGCUGCGCCAGCAUCGGCCGCGCCUGGGGCCACCCGUGCGAGCUGUGCCCCGCCCAGCCGCAGCCCUGCCGCCGGGGCUUCAUCCCCAACAUCCGCACCGGGGCCUCUGCAGACGUGGAUGAGUGCCAGGCCAUCCCCGGCCUCUGCCAAGGCGGGAACUGCAUCAACACCGUGGGAUCCUACGAGUGCAAAUGUCCUGCAGGGCACAAGCAGAGCGAGACCAGCCACAGGUGUGAAGACGUGGACGAGUGCGGGGCCAUGCCCGGGGUGUGUGACGGAGGCGACUGCACCAACACCGUGGGCAGCUACGUGUGCUCCUGCCCCCGGGGCUUCAGCAGCAGCCCCGACGGAUCCCGCUGCCUGGACCAGCGUUUGGGGACGUGUUUCUCGGCGCUGCUGGGUGGCCGCUGCGCGGGUGACAUUCCGGGCCAGGCCAGCAGGAUGCAGUGCUGCUGUGACUCGGGGCGCUGCUGGGCCAUCGGCCAGACCCCCGAGAUGUGCCCGGUGCGGGGCUCGGACGAGUACCGCAGGCUCUGCAUCGAGGGGCUCCCGGUGGUUCCAGGCUUCCCCGGGAACUUCCCAGGAAUUCCUGGGUUCAAUCCCAACGGGGUGGGGCCGGGGCUGAACGGGCCCGGAGGGAUCGGCCCCAACGGGGCCAACGGGCAGGGCGGGAUCCCGGGGCUGCCCGGGAUGGGCCCGGGGAGCUCCAGCAUCGGAACAGCCACACUGAACCAGACCAUCGACAUCUGCAAACACUUCACCAACCUGUGCCUGAACGGGCGCUGCAUCCCCACCCCGUCCAGCUACCGCUGCGAGUGCAACAUGGGCUACAAGCAGGACGUGCGAGGGGAGUGCAUUGAUGUGGACGAGUGCUCGAGCAGCCCCUGCGUGCACGGCGACUGUGUCAACACCCCGGGCUCCUACCACUGCAAGUGCCACGAGGGCUUCCAGAGCACCCCCACCAAGCAGGCCUGCAUUGACAUUGAUGAGUGCAUCAUGAACGGGGUGAUGUGCAGGAACGGGCGCUGCGUCAACACCGACGGCAGCUUCCAGUGCAUCUGCAACGCCGGCUUCGAGAUCACCCCCGACGGCAAGAACUGCGUGGACCACGACGAGUGUGCCACCACCAACAUGUGCCUCAACGGGAUGUGCAUCAACGAGGACGGGAGCUUCAAGUGCAUCUGCAAACCUGGAUUUGUGCUGGCUCCCAACGGGCGCUACUGCGUGGGUGAGGGCUCUCAGGCAAAGAUAAGGGAAGUUCUCGACUCGGAAGAUUCAAAUAGAAAUGCAGAGUUACAAAGAACAGUCCCAGCCUGGGGGACUGGCUCAUGGCUCUGCUCUGCUCUCUCCCCAGCGGAGUUCCAGGCUCUGUGCAGCAGCGGCAUCGGGAUCACGGCUGAUGGCAGAGACAUCAACGAGUGCGCCCUCAACCCCGACAUCUGCCCCAACGGGAUGUGCGAGAACCUGCGGGGCAGCUACCGCUGCAUCUGCAACCUGGGCUACGAGUCCGACCCCACGGGCAAGAACUGCGUGGAUGUGGACGAGUGCAGCGUGAACAGGCUGCUGUGUGACAACGGGCUGUGCAGGAACACCCCUGGCAGCUACACCUGCACCUGCCCCAAGGGCUUCGUGUUCCGCACCGAGACCGACACCUGCGAAGACAUCAACGAGUGCACGUCCAACCCGUGUGUGAACGGGCUGUGCAGGAACAACGCCGGCUCCUUCGCCUGCGAGUGCUCCCCGGGCAGCAAACUGGACCCCAGUGGCACCAUCUGUGUGGACAGCAUGAAGGGAACCUGCUGGCUCAACAUCCAGGACGGGCGCUGCGAGGUCAACAUCAACGGGGCCACGCUGAAAUCCGAGUGCUGUGCCACCCUGGGGGCAGCCUGGGGCAGCCCCUGCGAGCGCUGCGAGAUCGACACCGCCUGUCCCCGGGGCUAUGCCCGCAUGAAGGGCGUCACCUGUGAAGACGUGAACGAGUGCGAGGUGUUCCCGGGCGUGUGCCCCAACGGGCGCUGUGUGAACUCAGCCGGCUCCUUCCGCUGCGAGUGCCCCGAGGGGCUGACCCUGGAUGGCACUGCCAGGACCUGUGUGGACGUGCGGGUGGAGCAGUGCUACAUGCGCUGGGACGAGGACGAGUGCACGGAGCCUCUGCCCGGCAAGUUCCGCAUGGACCUGUGCUGCUGCUCCGUGGGCUCGGCCUGGGGCUCCGACUGCGAGGAGUGUCNAUCCCCCUCUGGGCUGGAGUGGUUCAUGGGGAUCCCCCCUCUGGGCUGGGAGGGGUUCAUAGGGACCCCCCUCUACGAGUGCAAGGUGUUCUCGGGGCUCUGCACCCACGGCACCUGCAGGAACACCAUCGGCAGCUUCAGGUGCAUCUGCGGCAAUGGGUUUGCUCUGGAUGCUGAGGAGAGGAACUGCACAGACAUCGACGAGUGCCGCAUCUCCCCCGACCUGUGCGGCCACGGCUCCUGCGUCAACACCCCGGGCAGCUUCGAGUGCGAGUGCUUCGAGGGCUACGAGAGCGGCUUCAUGAUGAUGAAGAACUGCAUGGACAUCAACGAGUGCGAGCGGGACCCGCUGCUGUGCCGGGGCGGGAUCUGCAUGAACACCGAGGGCAGCUUCGAGUGCAUCUGCCCCCCAGGGCACGAGCUGACAGCCGAGGGCAACACCUGCAUUGACAUCAACGAGUGCUCGCUCAGUGACAAUCUGUGUCGCAACGGGCGCUGUGUCAACGUCAUCGGCACCUACCAGUGCUCCUGCGACCCGGGGUUCCAGGCCACGCCCGACAGGCAGGGCUGUGUGGACAUCGACGAGUGCACCAUCACCAACGGGGGCUGUGACACGCACUGCUCCAACUCCGAGGGCAGCUACGAGUGCAGCUGCAGCGAGGGCUACGCCCUGAUGCCAGACAAGAGGUCCUGUGCAGAUAUUGAUGAGUGCGAGGACAACCCCGACAUCUGUGACGGGGGGCAGUGCACCAACAUCCCCGGCGAGUACCGCUGCCUCUGCUUCGACGGCUUCAUGGCCUCCCUGGACAUGAAGACCUGCAUUGAUGUGAACGAGUGCGACCUCAACCCCAACAUCUGCCUGCACGGCGAGUGCGAGAACACCAAGGGCUCCUUCAUCUGCCACUGCCAGCUGGGCUACUUCGUCAAGAAGGGGACCACGGGCUGCACAGACAUCGAUGAGUGUGAGAUUGGGGCCCACAACUGCGACGUUCACGCCUCCUGCAUCAACAUCCCCGGCAGCUUCAAGUGCAAGUGCCGCUCGGGCUGGCUCGGGGACGGGCUCAAGUGCAACGACCUGGAUGAGUGUGCAACUGAGGAGCACAAGUGCAACCUGAACGCCAACUGCGUGAACACGCCGGGCUCGUACCGCUGCGCCUGCCGGGACGGCUUCAACGGCGACGGCUUCUCCUGCUCGGACGUGGACGAGUGUGCAGACAACGUGAACCUGUGUGAGAACGGGCAGUGCCUGAACGCGCCCGGCGGGUACCGCUGCGAGUGCGAGAUGGGCUUCAACCCCACCCAGGACAGCAGGGCCUGCCAGGACAUUGAUGAAUGCACCUUCCAGAACAUCUGUGUGUUCGGCACCUGCCAGAACCUGCCCGGGAUGUUCCGCUGUGCCUGUGAUGAUGGAUACGAGCUGGACAGGAGUGGGGGCAACUGCACAGACAUCAACGAGUGUGCAGACCCUGUGAACUGCAUCAACGGGCUCUGCGUCAACACCCCCGGCAGCUACCUGUGCAACUGCCCCCAGGACUUCGAGCUGAACCCCACUGGGGUGGGCUGUGUGGAUACCCGGGUGGGGAAUUGCUUCCUGGACACGCAGGACCGGGGGGACGGGGGCAUCUCCUGCAGCGCUGAGAUCGGCGUGGGCGUCACUCGAGCCUCCUGCUGCUGCUCCCUGGGCAGGGCCUGGGGCAACCCCUGCGAGCUCUGCCCUCCAGCCAACACCACCGAGUACAAGACCUUGUGCCCUGGGGGAGAAGGGUUCCGGCCCAACCCCAUCACUGUCAUCCUGGAGGACAUUGAUGAGUGCCAGGAGCUGCCAGGGCUGUGCCAGGGCGGGAACUGUGUCAACACCUUCGGCAGCUUCCAGUGCGAGUGUCCCCUGGGCUACUACCUGAACGAGGACACCCGGAUCUGUGAAGAUAUCGACGAGUGCUCUGCCCACAUCGGGAUCUGUGGCCCUGGCACCUGCUACAACACCCUGGGCAACUACACCUGCGUGUGCCCCCCCGAGUACAUGCAGGUCAACGGGGGCAACAACUGCAUGGACAUGAGGAAGAGCGUUUGCUACCGCAACUACAACGACACCUGCGAGAACGAGCUGUCCUUCAACAUGACCAAGAAGAUGUGCUGCUGCUCCUACAACAUUGGCAAGGCCUGGAACAAACCCUGCGAGCCCUGCCCCACCCCUGCCAGCCCCGAGUACCAGAUCCUGUGUGGGAACCAAGCCCCCGGAUUUAUCAUCGACAUCCACACGGGGAAACCCAUUGAUAUUGACGAGUGCAGCGAGAUCCCAGCGAUCUGCACCAACGGCGUCUGCAUCAACCAGAUCGGGAGCUUCCGCUGCGAGUGCCCCAUCGGCUUCAGCUACAACAACAUCCUGCUCAUCUGCGAAGACAUCGACGAGUGCAGCAGUGGGGAGACGCUGUGCCAGCGCCACGCCGAGUGCGUCAACAUCCCGGGCAGCUUCCGCUGCGAGUGCGCCACGGGAUACCGGCUGUCCCCGGGGGGGGCCUGCGUGGGUCGCAACGAGUGCCAGGAGAUCCCCAACGUCUGCAGCCACGGGGACUGCGUGGACACCGAGGGCAGCUACGUCUGCAUCUGCCACAACGGCUUCAAGGCCACCGGGGAGCAGACCAUGUGCAUGGACAUCGACGAGUGUGACCGGCAGCCCUGCGGCAACGGCACCUGCAAGAACACCGUGGGCUCCUACAACUGCCUGUGCUUCCCGGGCUUCGAGCUGACCCACAACAACGACUGCAUGGACGUGGACGAGUGCUCGUCGCUGCUGGGGCAGGUGUGCCGCAACGGGCAGUGCAUCAACAGCGUGGGCUCCUUCCAGUGCCUGUGCCAGGAGGGCUACGACCGCACGGCCGACGGCAAGAACUGCGUGGACAUCAACGAGUGCGUCAGCCUGCCCGGCACCUGCUCCCCGGGCACCUGCCAGAACCUGGAGGGCUCCUUCCGCUGCAUCUGCCCGCCCGGCUACGAGGUGCAGAACGACAACUGCAUCGACAUCAACGAGUGCGAGGAGGAGCCCAACAUUUGCCUCUUCGGGACGUGCACCAACACCCCCGGCAGCUUCCAGUGCGUGUGUCCCCCGGGCUUCGUGCUGUCCGACAACGGGCGCCGCUGCUUCGACACUCGCCAGAGCUUCUGCUUCACUCGCUUCGACAACGGGAAGUGCUCCGUGCCCAAAGCCUUCAACACCACCAAGGCUCGGUGCUGCUGCAGCAAAAUGCCGGGGGAGGGGUGGGGAGACCCCUGCGAGCUGUGCCCGCAGGAGGGCAACGUUGCUUUCCAGGAGCUGUGUCCGUACGGCCACGGCGCCAUCCCAGGCCCGGGUGACACCCGGGAAGGGAAUCGCUGCUCCCCCUCCCCUUCCCUUCCCUCCCGGUUCUGCUGGGACAGUUCGAGUGCUCUGCCUGCAAGAGCCCGGCCCAGCCCUUCCUCCUCCCCCUCCUCCUCCUCACUGCUGUGCCCCCCAGACACGGAUGAGUGCUCCAUUGGCAAUCCCUGUGGCAAUGGCACCUGCACCAACGUGGUGGGAGGCUUCGAGUGUGCCUGCGACGAGGGCUUCGAGCCGGGGCCCAUGAUGACCUGUGAAGACAUCAACGAGUGCUCCCUGAACCCCCUGCUCUGCGCCUUCCGCUGCAUCAACACCUUCGGCUCCUACGAGUGCACCUGCCCCUCUGGCUACGCCCUGCGGGAGGACAGGAGGAUGUGCAGAGAUCUGGACGAGUGUGCAGAGGGGCUGCACGACUGCGAGUCCCGGGGGAUGCUCUGCAAGAACCUCAUCGGCACCUUCAUGUGCAUCUGCCCUCCUGGCAUGCAGCGCCGGCCCGACGGCGAGGGCUGCACAGAUGAGAACGAGUGCCGGACCAAGCCCGGGAUCUGCCCCAACGGGCGCUGCGUGAACACGGCGGGCAGUUACCGCUGCGACUGCAACGAGGGCUUCGAAGUCUCUGCCUCGGGCACCGAGUGCAUCGACACCCGGCAGGGCUUCUGCUUCACCGAGGUGCUGCAGACCAUGUGCCAGAUGUCCUCCACCAACCGCAACCUGGUCACCAAGUCCGAGUGCUGCUGCAACAGCGGGCGCAGCUGGGGCCCCCAGUGCGAGCUGUGCCCCCUGCCCGGCACUGCCCACUACAAGAAGAUGUGUCCCCACGGCCCUGGCUACUCCACAGACGGCAGAGACAUCGACGAGUGCAAGGUGCUGCCCAACCUGUGCAGGAACGGGCAGUGCAUCAACAGCAUCGGCUCCUUCCGCUGCCACUGCCGGCUGGGCUACACCCCGGACAUCACGGGCACCGCCUGCCAGGAUCUGGACGAGUGUAACCAGUCCCCAAAGCCCUGCAACUUCAUCUGCAAGAACACCGAGGGCAGCUACCAGUGCUCGUGCCCCCGGGGCUACAUCCUGCAGGAGGAUGGCAAAAUCUGCAAAGACUUGGACGAGUGUUCCACCAAGCAGCACAACUGCCAGUUCCUCUGUGUCAACGUCAUCGGGGGCUUCAACUGCAAGUGUCCCCCCGGCUUCACCCAGCACCACUCGUCCUGCAUUGACAACAACGAGUGCACAGCCCAGCCCUCGCUGUGUGGAGCCAAGGGGCAGUGCCUGAACACCCCGGGCAGCUACAACUGCGAGUGCCAGAAGGGAUUUUCCCUGGACAGCUCCGGGGUCAACUGUGAAGAUGUGGACGAGUGUGACGGGAACCACCGCUGCCAGCACGGCUGCCAGAACGUGCUCGGGGGCUACCGCUGCGGCUGCCCCCAGGGCUACGUGCAGCACUACCAGUGGAACCAGUGCGUGGGUGAGUGGGGGGCACUGGGGAGGGGUCCCCUGCCCGGGGGAGGGGUCCCAUACCUCCACUGCAUCUCUGGUUUGGGAUUUGGGAAGGGUCCCUACCUGCCUGCACCCCAGGAGGAGGAUGAGGAGAACCUGCUGUCCCCCGAGACCUGCUACGAGUGCAAGAUCAACGGGUACCCCAAGCGGGGCCGGCAGCGGCGCAGCGCCAACGGCACCGAGGGGCACCAGGUGAGGAGCCAGGGCCCCCUGGGGGGCUGGGUUCAGUGCCAGAGGCACAACCAGGACACCAAGAAGCCCAAAACUGUUGCUCCCCAGAGUUAG
This is a messenger RNA of Ficedula albicollis (Collared flycatcher), 8131 nucleotides long. It is a transcript of the gene FBN3, whose product is annotated as fibrillin 3. Gene Ontology annotation, molecular function: calcium ion binding. Bases 146 to 8131 code for a protein of 2661 amino acids. NCBI's taxonomy places the organism in Eukaryota, Metazoa, Chordata, Aves, Passeriformes, Muscicapidae. The transcript is spliced from 61 exons. The record is from RefSeq and is a predicted model, not a curated record.